Molecule: messenger RNA, 1568 nt
Organism: Capsicum annuum
Lineage: Eukaryota; Viridiplantae; Streptophyta; Magnoliopsida; Solanales; Solanaceae
Product: homeobox protein 2
Exons: 2
Coding region: 118-1029 (303 amino acids)
Molecular function (GO): protein binding
Source: RefSeq, a predicted model, not a curated record
UCAUACGUGUGCUGCAACUUACAUACAGAACUGCAACCGCGUCCACCUGAUUCUUGUCCUUUGACUUGCCUUAUCUCACGCUACCUCACACUCCUCAUUACUCUCUGCUUUGUUUCCAUGGCCGAGCUACAGCCGCCCGACGCCUCUAUCACCGCCGCUUCCCUCCCUUCUGCUGCCGCUACAGCCACCACCUCCAACACGACAUCUAUAGGUCCACCACCUCCCCCAUCCGAUAACCCUCCAACCAACAACGUUAAUAACAACAAUUUAGGCCCCAGUUUGGCCCCGAAACGCCAGCGCCGACCAAGUGUUCGAUUAGGAGAGAUCGGAGACUCACCUUCCGAUACUCACUUCCGUCGAGGCCCCAAAACGUGGCGUUUCCACAAGGACCCCACUUUCGCAGCUAAAACGUCAAAGACCCGGCCUCUAACUAACCUCGUUAACGGUGGCGGGGAUAAUUAUGACGACAACAACAACAACAUAGAGGACAACAAUUACAACCUUGAUUUGGGAAAUCGCAAGUCAAAAUCGAGAAAACCAACAAAGAGAGUGAGGACAAAUUGGCAUUCCUCGUCAGCUAAGUUUGAGACGCCUAAUGGUGGAGGAAUUCACGAAGAGAACUUUUUCAGAGAAGAUAACAACGAUAAUGAAGAAGAGUUUCGGGAAUUCGAGCUGGAGGGCUCAGAAAGCCCAGUAAAAGAGCACAGUCCAAUUAAUUCUAUGGAACACAUGGGGCUUCAGUAUUGGGAUCGGAGAGGAAUUAGGACUAGAGUCUCGGAGAGCCGAGACCAUCACGAUGACCUCAACAACGGAGGAGUGAAUUCUGAGGAUAAGAGCAUUGGAGUAAGGGAUUGGUUGGUUGGUUUGGGUCUGGGGAGAUACGCUCCCGUUUUUGAGAUACACGAGGUUGAUGAUGACGUUUUGCCCAUGUUAACUCUGGAGGAUCUCAAGGAUAUGGGUAUUAGUGCUGUUGGUUCCAGGAGAAAAAUGUUUAAUGCCAUACUCAAGCUGCGGAAAGGAUUUUCGUGAGUUUAGCCUUUACUGGUUUAAUGGGAGGGGUUUAAUUGCUGUCGAAGCAAAGACAUUUUAGGUCUUUACCAAAGCAGGCUUGACAUUGGGAUAUUACACCCAAGAAGACCUUAGAAAUCCAUAAGUUCAACUUGGUGUAUCACGAGCACAAAGAUCAGCAAUCAAACCCAUAAUUCCCAUUUUGACUGCUACUUGCAGGAGGCUAUGGCAGAAUUUGUUGUAGUUAUUGAAAGAUUCUUUUGUGCUUCAAUAUCUUCAGUUAGUGAGUCUUUCAUAUUAAGCAUGAGAGCUUUGGUGACAUAGAGGAGGGUGACUUAUCUACCCAUAGUUGUUCUAGUUUUUAUGUGGUAUCCAGGUGGAGCUUGCCAAGAUAUUUUGGUACUAAAAUGUGAACAAUAGAGUAUCCAUUUAUUCUUCUUUAUGGUCUAGAGCAACAGGUCCUUUCCCUGAUAUUGCCCUGGAAGUCUUGAAUGGGAUUGGAGGGCUUUGUGUAUCUUUUUAAUUGUUUCUUUCUUGAUAAAGAUCUUUACAGUUGUUUC